AUGGAGCGACUGCUACUUGCCUACAUUUUUCUAGCUGGAGAUUUUAAUUUAGUUUCCAGCCUUUUGCUACAAGAAGAUGCUCCUACACUCGGAUCAAAGAACGCACCGCGGCUUGUAACAAAAAACACAGUGAGGAGUAUAUUUGACAAUCAGGAGCUACAAAACUACACGGUGUUUUACUACAGACAAGAAAUGGAAGAAAUGUACAUUGGGGGAAUUGAUGCUGUAUUACGGAUAAAUACAACAAACUAUCAAGUCAUAGAGAAAUAUGACUUGAUAACGGCGGCACCGCUGGAAUGUCAGGAGGAUCCAUGUCAGAACGUGAUCACGGUGAUCGGAGAGCUUAACGACGAGAUGUUUGUGUGUGGGACAAAGGCUCGCAGACCUCAAUGCUGGACCCUGCAGUCGGGCGUGCAGAACUACUCCUCUGUGGGAUAUGAUGGAUCCGGCAUUUCUCCAGUGGAAUCCUCCCAAAACUCACUCUCUCUCGCCGUGGAGGGCGAUCUCUACGCCGCGGCGCCGCUGGACGCUGACGGGAGCUCUCUGCAGUUCAGGAGGAAAGCUGGCACAAGGACUCAAGUGUGGAUGCACAACAGCUGGGUCUCAGAGCCCACUUUCAUCGGAGCCUCGUGGGUGAAACGGGAGAAGGAUCCUGACAAUGAGAAGAUCUAUGUGUUUUUUCGGGAGAAGAACUCGGACCACAACCCUGAGGCGGAUCACUGGAUUUCGCGGGUUGCCCGGGUUUGCAAGGUGGACGAAGGAGGAUCCAAGCGCUUCUUCCAGAACAUGUGGACGUCUUUCAUCAAAGCUCGACUCGUGUGUGGUUUUCCCGGAGAGUCGCUGUAUUUCAACCGUCUGCAGGACAUUUACGUUCUCCACGAGGACAACUGGAACAACACAAAGGUCUACGCCAUCUUCACGAGCAGCUGGAACGCCACCGCUGUCUGCAUCUACACCAUUGGAACCAUCGAAAAUGUUUAUGAGAAUUCCAGCUUCAAGGGAUACGACCGAGAGAUUCCGUCUCCAAGACCAGGAACUUGUGUACGAAACAGCAAGAGUCUCCCUCUGGCAACGGUGAAUGUGGUGAAGGACUAUCCAGAGAUGUCCGACUGGGUCCACUCUGUCCACUAUGAAGCGCCAUUUUACGUUAGCGACUACAACUACACAAAGAUCGCCGUGGAUCAGGUCCGAGGGGCCGACAACACCGUGUACAAUGUUCUCCUUCUGGCCACUGACUCGGGAAAGAUCCAUAAAGUCCUGGAGGCGGGACCUAAGCCGGUGGUCGUCUCGGAAACGCAGCUGCCAAGUCGCUCGCCGGUCCUGUCAAUCAAACUGGACUCCAAAAAGAGGAGACUGGUGGUGGGAUUCUGGGACCUGGUUGUGACCGUGGACCUGCAGAAGUGUGACCACAGCUCUUCAUGUGAGGACUGUGUUCUGGCCCAGGAUCCGUACUGCGCCUGGUCUCCGGCGGAGGCCCAGUGCACCGCCUCUGCUCCCGGUGGCAUCCAGAAUGUAGUGACAGGAGCUCCCAGCGUGUGUCCCACUCCAGUCGUUCAGCCUCGGAGUAAACGAGAGGCUCAGACUUUGCUGUCAGUUCACGCGGUUCCUUUGGACGUUCCCUUCUACCUCUCCUGCCCCAUAGACUCCUACCACGCAGACUACAGCUGGGAGCACAGGGACCAGCACAGGGACCUCCACAGGGACCAGCACAGGGACCAGUCCAGGGACCUCCACAGGGACCUCCACAGGGACCUCCACAGGGACGAGCCCAGGGACCUCCACAGGGACCAGCACAGAGACCUCCACAGGGACCAGCACAGGGAUGAGCCCAGGGACCUCCACAGGGACCAGCACAGAGACCUCCACAGGGACCAGCCCAGGGUCCUCCACAGGGACCAGCAUAGAGACCAGCACAGCCCCUGUCUUCAGAUGGGGUCGGACUGCCUCCUCCUGAUCCCCUCCAUGGGAUCCGAACACUACGGGAAGUACCAGUGCGUGUCUCGAGAACAGGGCUACGCCAAAGUAGUGAAACAGUAUCUUCUCAAAGUCCAGGAUGUAACCAGAGCCGAGACCAAAGUGGAUCCACACGGUCUGAAUAAUGCAGUGUCACCGGUGUCACAAGGACUGUGGCUCACGCUGGGACUGGUCUUAGCCACGGCGUAA
Molecule: messenger RNA, 2163 nt
Organism: Knipowitschia caucasica
Lineage: Eukaryota; Metazoa; Chordata; Actinopteri; Gobiiformes; Gobiidae
Source: the annotation of a GenBank genome assembly